AUGAACUCAGCUGAUCCUCGACGUCCAAAUAAAAUCAACAGGUAUGUUUUAAAAUGUAUUCGUUAUCUUUUAUUACUUUAGGUACAAACCAGUUGAUCCGCAAACUCUAACUUAUUCUGCUGAAGAUGCCAUUCCAGAAUACAUGAACAUUUUCGGUAUGAUUUUCUCUAUGUGCGGAUUGAUGAUGAGGGUAAGAACAAAGAUGAGAGUACGAGUUUAUAUUCCUUUUAGCUGAAAUGGUGCUCCUGGGUUGCUCUUCUUUGCUCUUGUGUUAGUUUUGCCAAUACCCGAACUGUCGACGACACAAAGCAGAUCCUUAGUUCUUUCAUGUAAGGUUGCAUUUCAUUAUUUUUAUUUCUUUCAGGCUCUCUAUCUCUGCCGUGGUGAUGAGUUACCUACAAAAUCCCACCCCGAUUUAUCCUCCAUGGGCGAACCUGGUAUAG
Molecule: messenger RNA, 443 nt
Organism: Bursaphelenchus xylophilus (pine wood nematode)
Lineage: Eukaryota; Metazoa; Nematoda; Chromadorea; Rhabditida; Aphelenchoididae
Source: the annotation of a GenBank genome assembly